This is a messenger RNA of Mizuhopecten yessoensis (Yesso scallop), 2508 nucleotides long. RefSeq lists its product as uncharacterized. The transcript is spliced from 8 exons. Gene Ontology annotation, molecular function: oxidoreductase activity. NCBI's taxonomy places the organism in Eukaryota, Metazoa, Mollusca, Bivalvia, Pectinida, Pectinidae. Bases 81 to 1097 code for a protein of 338 amino acids. The record is from RefSeq and is a predicted model, not a curated record.
ACAGUAGUGUUCCGCUUAUGACCCCAAUGUGAUUGUCGUUAUCGGAUCCACUUCGUCUUACGGUCUUAUCAAAACUAAGCAUGGCUGUGCCUCGUGUGAAGCUUCCCGGUACUGACAUUGAAGUGUCAAGAGUUUGCCUAGGAUGCUGGCAAUUCAACGGUAACAAAGACACCAUCAACUGGGAUGCGCAAACCGUCGAGCAAUCCUGUGCUAUUGUAGACAAAUGCUUAGAGAUUGGAGUGAAUUUCUUCGAUACAGCAGAGGGGUAUGCUGGAUCAGAAGAGGUUUUGGGGAAAGCCCUGAAGGGGAAAAGGGACCAGGCCGUAGUCGCCACAAAGUUUGGUUUCAGGGAUGGACCUUCGACACCUCCCUAUAGCCCGGAACAGAUUGAUGAAGCGAUCACUAAGAGUCUGCGUAAACUGGAGAUGAGCUAUGUAGACCUUCUACAGGUACAUUUUCCGAGUUUCCUGUGCGACUUUGACCAGUGUAUAAAAGAGCUGGACAGACAAAUAGCCCUGGGAAGAAUCCGCAGCUAUGGUGUAUCAAACUUUGGACCCAAAAAUAUCAAAGCUUUCUCAGAUGCAGGUGCCAAGAUGGUCUCCAACCAGAUGGGGUACAACCUACUGUGGAGAUCAGCUGAGUUUGAUGUGAUACCGGAGUGUAAGAAGAGGGACAUCGGAAUCCUUGCUUACUCACCUCUCCAGCAGGGCCUGCUCAGUGGCGGGUUCACGUCAGCAGAAACUUUUCCUGAGGGAAGAAAGAGGGGCAAGCUUUUCUCUCCAGAAAGCUGCAAAUCUGCCAGACAUGGUCAACCUGGAGCUGAGAAGGAAGUGUUUGAGGCAUUGCCCAAAUUGCAGGCAAUUUGUAAGAAUGCUGGUGUAAACAUGGCCCAGGCCUCCCUAGCCUGGAUUUUACAGCAGGAUAACUGUCCUGUGGUCAUUGUCGGUGCCAGGACACCUGAACAGAUGGUGCAGAACAGUCAAGUCAUAACAUUGCCAGAUUCAGUUGUUAAGGAGAUGUCGGAUGUGACUGACCCCGUCAAACAGAGGAUUGGACGAGUAUUGGACCAAUGGGCUCACCCUGACCGUUGUGAAUAAACUCAUGCUCAAAGGGAAUCAUAUAGUGCUUUAUUUGUUGGGAUUUAGUAAUAUAAAAAUUGCUUAAUUUGAAAUGCUGUAAAAAUAUCUGCUCUGGGGCUGCAAAUCAAAAAUAAUUAUACAGCCUGGAAAAGUAAAACAGUAUAAAUAUGAAAAGAAGCAGGUAAUGACUUUAGAAAAUAAAAAUGUUAAUUAAUUGUGAUUUAGAAUAAUUAACUUUUGAAUCAACAAAAUCAUACAAAGAUGAGAGAAUUCUGCAUUAAUUUCCAGCAUAGAUGUAUACCAACUUAAAGUUUUGUCAAGAUAUUCUUUUUUUUAUCACACAGGUUCAAACUCUGUUAUUGUAAAAGAUAAAAGAAUUCUCUUUAGAUGAAAAUUGUAAGACACAAAGCUAAGCAACAAAAGCAAUAUUAAACUUGAGAAUUCGGUACAUGUAUUUUUAAGCCAUUUUUAUUGUUUUAUAUUUUUGCAAUGCAGUGAAUUUGUUACAACAUUUAAGCAGAUUAUAUUGUACAUAUUUUGUUUUUGCCAUGCUUUAGAUGUCUCAUGUUCAAUAUUACUCAAAUGGUUGAUAAUUCACUUCAGAGCUAGUCAUUUGUAUAAUGUACAGGGUUUUUCUGAUUCCAAAAAAGGUAAAAAUGAACAUUUCCCCGAAGGGUUAUUUUGGUAGAUUGUUUCUAUUAUCUAUCAUAACAAAGGAAUAGUUUUGUUACCAAAAUAUGUUGGAUGUUUGUCCUAUUUUCUGGUAGAAUGGCUGGACUGCAAAUCAUGCUUGAAACAGAUUGUCUCCCUUUUGCCAGUGUUACUGUUGUAUGUAACCCGCAUAGUAUGCCUGACAGAUAUUCGAAAUCAUUGUCAAGUAUUAAUUGAUGGUUGGAUGAUCAGGGUUUGUGUGCUGGUUUUUUUAACAACUUUAAAAUUAUAUUUUAGUAAGAAAGCUGGUGGGUUUACAUAUACAUAAUUUGUUUUCCAUUUCAUUUAAGAACACAUUUCAUAGGUUUCACUUCUACCAUUUAAUGCUCCAAAGAUUUCAAUUUGUUUAUACAUGUUCAAUCUUAAUUUAUAUAAUUUUUAUUUCAAUGGUAAAUUGCCAUAUUCUUUGAUCCAGGAGACUGUACAAUUUCAUUUAUGAUACUAUGUGAGAGUAGGAUAGAAAAAAUGUAUUCAAAUAGGAAAUAAAUUAAGAUAAAUACAAACUCAAAAAACACUAUGCAUCUUAUAUUUAUGCUGGUAUUUAUUUAAAUAAUCACAAAAGGUAUAAAUGCUGGUAUUUAUUUAAAUAAUCACAAUAGGUAUAAAUGCUGGUAUACUCGGUGUAUCAUGAUAAUGUUGUUCUGAGAGUUCCUGUUAAGGGGGUGAUGAUGAUAUACAAAUGAAAUUUAAUAAAAAGAAACACUGAAAAUCAAACAAA